This is a messenger RNA of Triticum turgidum subsp. durum (durum wheat), 807 nucleotides long. The record is from the annotation of a GenBank genome assembly. Lineage: Eukaryota; Viridiplantae; Streptophyta; Magnoliopsida; Poales; Poaceae.
AUGGAUUGCUGCUUUAUGUUCGGACGGAGAUCUCAACAUGCUGUUGAAGGCGAUGAUGGUGAGCAUCCUUUGCACAUAUUUGCCUGGUCCCUUCCAUGCUCAAACAAUUCUCCGUUCUUAUAUGCUUUCUUCUGUGGUUGUUUCUUUGUCUCAGGUGAACAUAGUGUGAAGGUCUUUUCUUACAACGAGUUGAGAAAGGCAACUCAAGAUUUCAGUGGGGCAAACAAGAUUGGAGAGGGUGGUUUUGGUUCCGUAUUCAGGGGAAUGCUCAAAGACGGCACACUAAUCGCAGUGAAGGUUCUGUCAGCCACUUCAAGGCAAGGUGUCCGAGAGUUCUUAACUGAACUUACAGCAAUUUCAGACAUCAAGCAUGAAAACCUCGUCACACUUGUUGGUUGCUGCGCUGAAGGGUCCCAUAGGAUCCUCGUUUACAACUAUCUUGAGAAAAACAGCCUUUCACAGACAUUGCUAGGUACUAACACUUUGUCCUGCCGAGCAUUUCUGCUGUUCGUCGAUUCCUUCAUUGGUUGUCAUACUUACAGAUGUUCUGCAUGUGCUAUUGCAGGGUCUGGCUAUAGCAGCAUCCAGUUCAACUGGAGGGCUCGUGUCAAAAUUGCCGUGGGCGUUGCCCGCGGACUUGCAUUUCUUCAUGAGGAAAUCCGUCCUCACAUUAUCCACCGCGACAUAAAAGCGAGCAACAUUCUUCUCGACAAGGACCUCACCCCGAAAAUUUCUGAUUUUGGAUUGGCGAGGCUCCUUCCUGCCAAUGCAACUCAUGUUAGCACCCGAGUGGCAGGCACAUUGUAA